AUGAAAUUGGUGCCAUGCUUGUACUUCUUCAUCAAUGACGACAUGCGCUGGAAUCUGUUCGACCUCAGCUUGGUCUGCCUGUCCUUGGUGGAAGUCACCUCCUCGUUCAUCUUGUUGUCCAAGGGAGCAUCCCGUGAGGGGAUGAACUUGACCUUCCUUCGUCUACUGCGCCUUUGCAAGAUUGCCAAGGUACUCCGCGUCCUUCGUACCUUGCGCUUCUUCCGUGAGCUGCGAUUGAUGCUGGACUGUGUCCUUGGAUCAGUCAUCAACGCCAUAUGGUGUGUUGCAAUGCUCUUCUUCGUGAUAUUCAUUUUUGCACUUCUGAUGGUGCAGGGCCUGGCCGACUACCUGGGACAGUACUCGCGCGAAUUUGGGCCGGAGAGUCUGAAUGAGGACUUCGUAGGCGACAUCAUGCUCUGGUAUGGCUCAGUUAGCCGAACGAUUCUGACCCUGUUUCAGUCCACCACAUCUGGCAUAGACUGGCGUGACUGCUACCUUCCGCUUGAACAGAGUUCCGAGCUGGUUGCGGGCAUGUUCCUGGUGUUCGUUGGCCUCUUCACAAUCUCUGUUUGGAACAUUGUCACAUCGACGUUCGUGGAGAAAGCACUGAAGCUGGCCCAGCCAGACCUGGAGUCUUUGGUGAUGGAGCACCACUUGAAGGACGUCCAGGAUGCCCAGGCACUGAUCGACCUCUUCUGCAGCAGGGGAUGGGGAUUCUGUGCCGAGGCCGACUGGGCUGUUCUGAAACGCCUUGCCCUCGAUGUUCUCAAACUGGGUGCCACAAGGGCUGAGAGUUUAAGAGAGCACGUUCUAGCUCAACCCGACACCUGCUACUGA
Molecule: messenger RNA, 837 nt
Organism: Symbiodinium natans
Lineage: Eukaryota; Dinophyceae; Suessiales; Symbiodiniaceae
Source: the annotation of a GenBank genome assembly